UUCAUCCACUGUGUGAGUCAGGGAGGGUGGGGAUUUGGAAGACUGCUGUACCAGUCACACUUUGACAGUUUACUUUCUUAUUCCCCUUCCCCGUCUCUCUGUCUCUCUCUUCCUUCUUUCUUUUUGCUGCGGCCCACCCUCCCUUGCAGUCUUCAGAAGGGCUUUACUGAACCACCGAUAUAAGGGGAAAAUUCAGUUUUUAAGAAGGUAAUUGCGUCACAAUACAAGAAGCCAUUAUGCUUCGGGAGAUCCAAGAGCUUGGCUCACAUGCCAAGGAUAUCUAUGACUACCUCGUGGCAGGAAUUGAUCCACGGGUAGCGGAGUACCCGCUGAUGCAGAAUCCAGUUUCCAUGAGUGCAAUAUUGAUGAGCUACCUUUUUUUCGUAAUGUACCUUGGGCCUCGGAUAAUGGCCAACCGCAAGCCCUUCCAGCUUAAGGAAGCCAUGAUAGUCUACAACUUCACGCUAGUUGCACUAUCGAUAUUCAUCGUAUAUGAGUUUCUGAUGUCCGGAUGGGCCACAACCUUUACCUGGAGAUGUGACGCAGUUGACACCUCUAACAGUCCUCAAGCCCUACGGAUGGUGAGAGUUGCAUGGCUCUUCUGGUUUUCUAAAAUCAUCGAGCUAAUGGACACAAUCUUCUUUGUGUUGAGGAAGAAACACAGCCAGAUUACAUUCCUGCACAUCUUCCACCACUCGUUCAUGCCCUGGACCUGGUGGUGGGGAGUCAGCUACGCUCCUGGUGGAAUGGGAUCCUUCCAUGCCAUGGUGAAUUCCUCUGUGCACGUCAUCAUGUAUUUCUACUACGGCCUCGCUGCUUCUGGACCUCGUUUCCAGAAAUUUUUGUGGUGGAAGAAAUACAUGACUGCCAUUCAGCUGACCCAGUUUGUCUUGGUAUCUCUCCACGCCACUCAGUAUUACUUCAUGGACAGCUGCGACUACCAGUUCCCCAUCAUCAUCCACCUCAUCUGGGUGUACGGCACCUUCUUUUUCGUUCUGUUCUCAAACUUCUGGGUGCAGGCUUACGUGAAGGGUAAGCGACUGCCAAAACAGGAAGGUAUCAAUACAAAACAGUAUCAGAACAGCACAGCAGCAUGCACAAAAGGCAAGCAUAACGAGAACGGAAAGCGCCAUGAAAACGGGAAGCUCUGCGAGAACAGCAACGGCAUCAACCACGAAGUUUCCAAUGGCACCAGCAACGGCUCCGCCCACUUGGAGAACGGAAACCCCCAAAACAGCAAGAUGAAGAAGGCUUAAGGACUCUGAAAGUAACUAAGAAGUAUGAACCAGUCAGCCUGUUAAAACUACUACGGAUUCCAAAGAUAACUAUGUCUGACUCUUUUCCAGCUUUUAGUUUUUUGUGCAAAACAUGGGAACAAAUGUGGUCAAUGAUUUCCACAGCUGGGGUUCCACAUUCGGUCGGUUUGAGUUGUGGACCCAUCUAUGGGGCACGACAUAUGAAGAGAAGAUGUUUUGACAUAAAUGUUUUCAUCUUCACUGAUUAAUGCAAGCAGCCUUCUAGUUCAGUUUCACACCAGUGGCCUUUCAGUCCACCUGUUGACCUGUCCGACCCCCCCCCCUGUGGACAGAUGACUGUACAGUUUUAUCAAACUUGAACAUCCAGUUUUGUAAAUAGUUUUACAAUAAACAAACAAAUGUAACUCAUUAUAUUGGUGUGCUUUAUACUUUCUAAAUUUUGUUACAAUUCCUUAUUUAAAACUUAAUUGCCAAUAAAUCUUCCUUUUAAAUAAUCCUUCCUUCAUAUAUUUUUGUCAGAUUUGCAAAAAAUAGUCUUUUAAAUGAUUAGAUUUCUUCUUAACAGUUUUACUUCCAAGAUAUCAGGCCGUUGGGGCUCUCGGAUACGGCUGCGUUGCAACAAAGAAACUAUUUACGUUAGUUGCAUGUGCCUCUUGUCUUGGCCAUCCCGAGUAUGUGCAGUACGUGGGAGGUAAACAAAAGAUCCAUUAUGUUUUGUUUUAAAAAGGAUUCCUGGCACGAGGCAGAGAAAAGCAUUCUGCUGACGGGAUCUACUUCCACCCCACUCCACCAUCCACUCAUAAAUGAUCUGGUACUUUUAUUAAAACAACUAAGAAAGGCUUUGUUUAUAAUGCGUUAAAGCUGUAAACACAAGCUCAACCAACCAGAGGUGUGUGUUUGCUAAAUGAAUAGCAUCCUUUGCAGUUUUAUAUUUGUAAUGCAUAUAUACAGCUGUAACAGUCCAUCAAAUUGUAUUCAUUUAUUUAAAUUAUUUUUUUCAGCAAAAAAUCUUAAGUGGGUUAAAUUCAACUUACUAUCAACCAGCCAACGACUGAAGCAGUUCAUCGCUCCUAAAUGGUGUUGCAGGGUAACCAAGGAGCCCUGAGUUCCCCAAAUACUUCCAUGAUAAAUCCUGACUUUCUGAUGAACAUAGUUUAUAUUAAUCAAUUUGAGAAUUUCCUUAUGUUUGCUCACAUAUACAAAAGUUAUUUUCUGAUAAGGGUUCACAAACAUUUCUGGUGCUUGAGAGAAGUUUAGUAUUGCCAAUGCCUUUUGUGUCUGUCUCAAUUCAUUUCAAUGUGUUAAUGUUUAAAUUCUUGUAAUGAUUGUUGAAAAAAUGCAAUAAAUGAAAAAGCAUGAAGGGGUGGCGUCCCGACUAAAUGA
Messenger RNA from Cololabis saira (Pacific saury), 2639 nucleotides. It is a transcript of the gene elovl1b, whose product is annotated as ELOVL fatty acid elongase 1b. NCBI's taxonomy places the organism in Eukaryota, Metazoa, Chordata, Actinopteri, Beloniformes, Belonidae. Gene Ontology annotation, molecular function: fatty acid elongase activity. The transcript has 8 exons. Gene Ontology annotation, cellular component: endoplasmic reticulum; endoplasmic reticulum membrane. Gene Ontology annotation, biological process: fatty acid elongation, polyunsaturated fatty acid; fatty acid elongation, saturated fatty acid; sphingolipid biosynthetic process. The record is from RefSeq and is a predicted model, not a curated record. The coding region runs from base 237 to 1256 and encodes 339 amino acids.